AUGACACAGAAGGAGGAGGAGGAGGAGGAGGAGGAGGAGGAGGAGGAGGAGGAGGAGGAGGAGGAGGAGGAGGAGGAGGAGGAGGAGGAGGAGGAGGAGGAGGAGGAGGAGGAGGAGGAGGAGGAGGAGGAGGAGGAGGAGGAGGAGAUAGUGGUGGUGGUAGAAGAUGAGCUGGGAGGGGAAGAGCAGGAGGAAUCUGAAUGGGAUGAAGAAGCGAGUGAGGGAGAUGGGGAAUCGGAGUGA
This is a messenger RNA of Closterium sp. Yama58-4, 243 nucleotides long. The record is from the annotation of a GenBank genome assembly. NCBI's taxonomy places the organism in Eukaryota, Viridiplantae, Streptophyta, Zygnematophyceae, Desmidiales, Closteriaceae.